Odobenus rosmarus divergens (Pacific walrus) is the source of this 3505-nucleotide messenger RNA. It is a transcript of the gene MSH3, whose product is annotated as mutS homolog 3 (E. coli). Lineage: Eukaryota; Metazoa; Chordata; Mammalia; Carnivora; Odobenidae. Gene Ontology annotation, cellular component: nucleus. The transcript is spliced from 24 exons. Gene Ontology annotation, biological process: mitotic recombination; somatic recombination of immunoglobulin gene segments; mismatch repair. The record is from RefSeq and is a predicted model, not a curated record. Gene Ontology annotation, molecular function: mismatched DNA binding; ATP binding; ATP-dependent DNA damage sensor activity. Bases 44 to 3424 code for a protein of 1126 amino acids.
UCCGGCUGGGCCCUGCCCGGGUGUUGUCACUCUGUGCCCUGCGAUGUCGGGCCGGAAGCCUGCCUCGGGCCGUGCCGCUGCCACCGGCCCAGCGCCUGCAGGGCAAGCGGUUUUGAGCAGAUUCUUCCAGUCUACGGGAAGCCUGAAAUCUACUUCGUCCCCCUCGGGUGCAGCCGAGAAGGCCGACCCUGACUCUGACUCCGCAGCGCCCCUAGCGCCCACUUUCCCGCCUCAGUUGCCGCCACGCGUGGUUGCAGAAAUUGACAGCAGUAAAAAGAGACCACUGGAGAGUGAUGGGCCUGUUCAAAAGAAAGCAAAGAAAGUCCAAGAAAAGGAAGGAAGAAGUGAUUCAAUGAUGUUUGGGAACACUGAGCCAAAGAAGUGUCUGAGGACCAAGAAUGUUUUAAAGUCUCUGGAAAAAUUGAAAGAAUUCCGCUGCGAUUCUGCCCCUCCUCAAAAUAGAGUCCGGACAGAGCCUCUUCAGGAGAGAUUUGCAAUUCUGCCAAAAUGUACUGAUUUUGAUGAUAUCAAUCAUCUACGUGCAAAGAAGGCAGUUUCUUGUGAAGAUUCCAAAUCUCAUAUUAGUCAAAAGGAUAAGACACUUUCUGAUCUCAAUCCUUUUGGAUCAUCACACAUGGAUAAUGACAAUUUACAAAAAACUUCUGAUCCUAAGCCAUCUAACAAACGGACCAAAAGCAUCUACACACCUUUAGAAUUACAAUACAUAGAAUUGAAGGAGCAGCAGAAAGAUGCAAUUUUGUGUGUGGAAUGUGGAUAUAAGUAUAGAUUCUUUGGGGAAGAUGCAGAGAUUGCAGCCCGGGAACUCAAUAUUUAUUGCCAUUUAGAUCACAACUUUAUGACAGCAAGCAUACCUACUCACAGGCUGUUUGUUCACGUACGCCGCCUUGUGGCAAAGGGAUAUAAGGUGGGAGUCGUGAAGCAGACAGAAACUGCAGCAUUAAAGGCUGUCGGGGACAAUAGAAGUUCAGUGUUUUCCCGGAAAUUGACUGCUCUUUAUACGAAAUCUACACUUAUUGGAGAAGAUGUGAACCCUUUAGUCAAGCUGGAUGAUGCUGUAAAUGUCGAUGACAUAAUGACUGAUACUUCUACCAGCUUUCUUCUGUGUAUCUGUGAAAAUAAGGAAAAUGUUAAGGACAAAAAAAAGGGGAACAUUUUCUUUGGAAUCGUGGGAGUACAGCCUGCCACAGGUGAGGUGGUGGUUGAUAGUUUCCAGGACUCUGCUUCCCGUUCGGAGCUAGAAACUCGGAUACUGCGCCUGCAGCCGGUGGAGCUGCUGCUUCCCUCCCACUUGUCGGAGCAAACGGAGACGCUGGUCCACAGAGCCACCGCUGCUCGUGUGCGGGAUGACAGAAUUCGAGUAGAAAGGAUGGAUGACAUGUAUUUUGAAUACAGCCAUGCUUUCCAGGCAGUUAUGGAGUUUUAUGCAAAAGAUGCACUUGACAUCCAAGCUUCUCAAAGUUUUUCUGGCAUCAUUAACUUGGAGAAGGCUGUGAUUUGCUCUUUGGCUGCCAUAAUAAGAUACCUCAAAGAAUUUAACUUGGAAAAGGUGCUUUCCAAGCCCAAGAAUUUCAGACAGUUGUCUGGUGAAAUGGAAUUUAUGACAAUUAAUGGAACAACAUUAAGGAAUCUUGAAAUCCUACAGAAUCAGACUGACAUGAAAACCAAAGGAAGUUUACUUUGGGUCUUAGACCAUACUAAAACCUCAUUUGGGAGACGAAAAUUGAAGAAGUGGGUGACCCAGCCACUCCUUAAACUAAGGGAGAUAAAUGCUCGACUAGAUGCUGUAUCUGAAGUACUCCAUUCAGAAUCCAGUGUGUUUAGUCAGAUAGAAAAUCAUCUGCGUAAACUGCCUGAUAUAGAGAGAGGACUCUGUAGCAUUUAUCACAAAAAAUGUUCUACGCAAGAGUUCUUCUUGAUUGUCAAAACCCUGUAUCACCUGAAGUCAGAAUUUCAAGCAUUAAUACCUGCUGUUAAUUCCCACAUUCGGUCAGACUUGCUCCAGACAUUUAUUUUAGAAAUUCCUGAACUCCUCAGUCCAGUGGAACCUUACUUAAGGAUACUUAAUGAACAAGCUGCCAAAACUGGGAAUAAAACUGAAUUAUUCAAAGACCUUACUGGCUUCCCUUUAAUAAAAAAGAGGAAGGAUGAAAUUCAAGAAGCUACUGACAAGAUCCAAAUACAUUUACAAGAAAUACGAAAAAUACUAAAAAAUCCUUCUGUACAAUAUGUAACAGUGUCAGGACAGGAGUUUAUGAUUGAAGUAAAGAAUUCUGCUGUAUCUUGUAUACCAACUGAUUGGGUUAAGGUUGGAAGCACAAAAGCUGUGAGCCGUUUUCACUCUCCUUUUAUUGUAGAAAAUUACAGACAUCUGAAUCAGCUCCGGGAGCAGCUAGUCCUUGACUGCAGUGCUGAAUGGCUUGAUUUUCUAGAGAAUUUCAGUGAACAUUAUCACUCCUUGUGUAAAGCAGUACAUCACCUAGCAACUGUUGACUGCAUUUUCUCCCUAGCCAAGGUCGCUAAGCAAGGAGAUUACUGCAGACCAACUCUACAAGAGGGAAGGAAAAUCUUGAUUAAAAAUGGCCGACACCCUGUGAUUGACAUGUUGCUUGGAGCACAGGAUCAGUAUGUUCCCAACAGUACAAAUUUAUCAGGGGAUUCAGAGAGAGUAAUGAUAAUCACUGGACCAAACAUGGGUGGAAAGAGCUCCUACAUAAAACAAGUUGCAUUGAUUACUAUCAUGGCUCAGAUGGGCUCCUACAUUCCUGCGGAGGAAGCAACAAUUGGAAUCGUGGAUGGCAUUUUCACGAGGAUGGGUGCUGCAGAUAAUAUAUAUAAAGGACAGAGUACCUUUAUGGAAGAGCUGACUGACACAGCAGAAAUAAUAAGACAAGCAACAUCCCAGUCCUUGGUUAUCUUGGAUGAAUUGGGAAGAGGGACAAGCACCCAUGAUGGAAUCGCCAUUGCUUAUGCUACACUCGAGCAUUUUAUUAGAGAUGUGAAAUCCUUAACCCUGUUUGUCACCCAUUAUCCACCAGUUUGUGAAUUAGAAAAAAGUUACUUACAACAGGUGGGAAACUAUCACAUGGGAUUCUUGGUCAGUGAGGAUGAAAGCAAAGAGGAUCCAGGUGAAGAACAAGUCCCUGAUUUUGUCACUUUUCUUUAUCAAAUAACCAGAGGAAUUGCAGCAAGGAGUUAUGGACUAAAUGUGGCUAAACUAGCAGAUGUUCCUGGAGAAAUUUUAAAGAAAGCAGCUAGCAAGUCAAAAGAGUUAGAAGGAUUAGUAAAUACGAAGAGGAAAAGGCUAAAGUGUUUUGCAAAGUUAUGGACGAUAAAUGACGCAAAAGACCUACAGAAAUGGAAAGACGAGUUUGAAAUGGAAGAAAUUCCAGGCUUCUCUUCUUGAUUAAAAUGAAGACUACAUUUUUGGACAAAACAUGGAGAAUUAAAAAUACCAUCUGUACCAAACAUCUCUCCAGUAACAUCC